This is a messenger RNA of Gilbertella persicaria, 1488 nucleotides long. RefSeq lists its product as uncharacterized. The coding region runs from base 32 to 1441 and encodes 469 amino acids. The transcript has 3 exons. The record is from RefSeq and is a predicted model, not a curated record. Lineage: Eukaryota; Fungi; Mucoromycota; Mucoromycetes; Mucorales; Choanephoraceae.
GUUUCUUUUCUUUUUUCUACUUUGAAACACGAUGCCUACAAAAUCAAGAGAACAAAAACAUAGAUCUAUUGUGAGAAGAGCCUUAAGAACCGAGAUUGAAAGUGUCAAAGAGAAAGUGCGCGCUGCAUAUAUUCUCGAGACAAAAAGAGAAGAAGGCCAAGAAUUGACUCAAGAAGAACGUAAGAUUAUUGAAGAACGUCCUGUCAAUAUCAAACUCAAUGAAGCAUUGCAUGACAUGUAUAUGACCCAGUCUUCACCUUCUGUUGAAAGAAACAGAGGUUUACAAGAAGAAGAAAUCUGGACAUUAAUGCAUUUCUUUUAUCUCGUUCGACUGGCUCAACAAGGCUUUUUUUAUUUGAUUUCCAACAUGUGUCCAUCCAUUGAGCCUCAAGCAUUGACUUUCCUGGCAGACAAAAUGGUGGGCUCUUCAUUGUAUGCCAGUCGAUCACCUCAUGAACAAUCUAGAAAAUCACACAAGGCUCAAGUCAGACGUAUUGUGCGUGAUUUACAUGCUGAGCUAGAUGAGCCUAUAGCAGAAGGAUUUAGAACCACUUAUCAACAGAUCAUGCGACUGAUUCAUGGUUUAGUAGAUCAAAGCUUAGGAGAACAAGACAGUAAGGAAAAAGAAGGCAAAGAAAAACAACCCCAGAAACCUGUGGGGCCUACUAUUCCUCCUGUGUGGGUAGUCAUGCCUUAUUCGAGUAUGAUGGAUGGGGCUACAUUUGCUAUGCCAGGUGCUAUACCUACUUUACCUUAUCCUAGUACUCUUCUGCCUGCAGGUGCAUUAGGUGCUAAUGCAUUCCCAUUCAUGUCAUCAUUAGAAGAAAACAAAAAGCGACUUGGUCAUACAAAGCGAAAGAGUAAAAAGCAAAAAGAAGUUGAGGAAGAGGAAGAGCAAGUCAAUAAGGAAGAACAAGUCAGUGAAAAUGAACCUUCAGUGCAAGACAUAAAAGAAACUCAAGAUCAAAUCCAUCAUGAGCAGUUUGAAGACGAUGGUGAAGAUGAAAGAUUUGCUGAUCCCGAGACAAGCGAUGAAGAAGCACGCGAUCAAGAUGAGGAUGAAGAAGAGGAUGACGAAGAAGAAGAGGACGAUACAGAGAAGCAAGAAGAAGAACAUCAACGAUUUACACAAGAAAUCAAUGCCAAGAAUCAACAAGAACAAACAAGCGAAGGAUGGGGUGCUAUAGAUACAAAAGAAGUAACUCAGAAUGGAUGGGGAGAAGAAACUCAGAAGAAAUGGAAUGAAGAGCCUCAAAAUAAACGGGAAGAAACCCAACAUCGUUGGAGAGAUACAGAACAGCAAGCAGAAGCAGACAAGAAAUGGCAGUCAUUUGCCUCACGUAAAGACAAUGACUCGAGCACUUCUUCAAGAGCCAAUAGUCCGCGUAAUUCAUCUCGCAAUCAAAACCAAAGACGCAAAUUUAAAAGCAAUCGUUAUUAAAUGGCUGUGUGUUACAGUCAAUAAAGUUUUUUUUUGUUUAUUUACCC